This is a messenger RNA of Amoebophrya sp. A120, 394 nucleotides long. The record is from the annotation of a GenBank genome assembly. Lineage: Eukaryota; Dinophyceae; Syndiniales; Amoebophryaceae.
CUCUCAGCGGCGGUCGUACAACCUCAACCAGCGGUCGUAGAAACAAGAAGAACAAAAAGAGUGGAGGAGUAGGCGGUAGUGGACGAGCAGAAGUAUCUCAGCCUCCUCCACCAGCUGCCCGCAGCUUCGGGGCCCCCUCAGGUGCGUCCUCCUCCAGCAACUUGAGCCCCCGCCGCCCGCACAGAGCGGCGGGUUCCUCUGCGAAUCACCACCAGCCCGGCGAAGUUUGGACGCGCACCGGACGAAUUUUCAUUUCUUCGAACGACCAGGCGGCUGCAGCGAGUACGUCUCGCGCAAUGGACCAGCAAUUUUUCCGCGAGCAGGUGCGCGACGCCAAGCACCACGUGGGUCCCGUCGAAGAGGCGCGGCUUGGCCAGGAGACAGCACGAGAGCG